Cotesia glomerata is the source of this 813-nucleotide messenger RNA. RefSeq names its product ATP-dependent DNA helicase pif1-like. Bases 1 to 813 code for a protein of 270 amino acids. The record is from RefSeq and is a predicted model, not a curated record. The transcript has a single exon. NCBI's taxonomy places the organism in Eukaryota, Metazoa, Arthropoda, Insecta, Hymenoptera, Braconidae.
AUGCGUGUUCAUCUUCAGCCAAAUUCGAAAGCAGAAGAGUUUUCAAAAAUACUGAUUGAUAUAGGUGAUGGCCAAAUUCCGGAAGAAGACGGAAGAAUAAACGUGUCCUAUAUUAAUUGUGAAACUGUCCCAGAUUUAAUCACCUUGACUGACAAAAUAUACCCGAAUAUUGACAAAGCUGGCGAUAAUUGUAGUUCAUGGUUAAAGGAGAGAGCCAUCCUCACACCAACCAAUGAACAAGUCAAUUGUAUUAACAACUUUUUGCUGGAGAAACUGCCAACUGAGCAAGUAAGAUAUGAAUCGGUGGACAAAGUACUGGAGGAUGAAGAAGCUGUCCACUAUCCUGCUGAAUUCUUACACACACUCAAUCCACCAGGGAUACCACCUCAUGUUCUUCAACUCAAGAUUGGCACUCCAAUAAUGUUGCUCCGCAAUUUAAAUCCGCCAAAAUUAUGUAAUGGUACCAGGCUUCAAGUCAAGGUCUUACACAAAAAUGUCAUUGAAGCCAUGAUUUUCACCGGAAAAUAUGAAGGAGAAACUGUAUUCAUUCCAAGAAUCCCUCUGAUUCCAUCAGAUUACCACUUCGAAUUUAAACGUCUGCAAUUUCCUGUCAAAGUUUGUUAUGCCAUGACGAUUAACAAGGCACAAGGGCAGAGUUUAAAGAUGACUGGUAUUGAUUUAAGAAAUGACUGUUUCUCUCAUGGCCAACUAUACGUGGCAUGCUCAAGAGUAAGUUCACCUGACAGCUUGGUCAUUCUUCAACCAAUAGGAAAAACGAAGAAUGUUGUAUAUAAAGAAGUUUUAAGUAUUUAA